Molecule: messenger RNA, 2352 nt
Organism: Gigantopelta aegis
Lineage: Eukaryota; Metazoa; Mollusca; Gastropoda; Neomphalida; Peltospiridae
Product: protein aardvark-like
Exons: 10
Coding region: 35-1207 (390 amino acids)
Molecular function (GO): protein binding
Source: RefSeq, a predicted model, not a curated record
AGAAGGGGGCGCCUCGAAGGCUAUAAUAGCGGCCAUGUUGACGUUGGAUACGACGGAAGAGAUUCAGGAAUAUGGCUGCAUGGCUCUUAUAAACCUUACUGCGGAUGAGUUGAACAACAAGAUUCGCGUGAAGAACAAUGGCGGCGUGAUGGCCAUCGUCUGCUGUCUCCAGAACUUCCACAACUGUUCCGACAUCGUGCUGUCCGCCCUCAAAACGCUUGGCAACAUCAUAGAGCUGGACGAGGUUUGUCGCCAGCUGGUUGACGAGGGCGGACUGAAGACGAUAGUGAACAUCGCCAGUAGAUACAAAGAUAACGGCGACAUCCAGCUGUUCGCCGCCAUGGUUUUGUCUGGACUCUCAGAAAUAAAAGAUCUGGGUUCUGACGUCAUACACACUGUGGACGCUGCUCUGAUGAGUAUAUGCUCACUGGAUGACCCGCAUUUGUCAAUGUACGCCUGUCAGGCCAUGGAGAACCUCCUCAAUACAGAACGUGGCCCGCGAACGUUCACGGACGAAAAACGCCUGGACGUCAUUCUGAAAAUGAUGAAAGAUUUCAGCGAUCACCCCGAGAUAAUCCGAGUCUGCUGCAAGAUCAUCGCCAUGCUGGCUCUAGUGGAGGACAUCAAGAAGGAAAUUCCGUACCAGGCCGUAUCCAUGGUGAUCGAGAGCCUCAAGAACUUCGUUCAGCUUGACGAUCUACAGAUUGUGGGAUGUGGUGCCCUGUCCAGUCUCAGUGAAAACAAUAAAACUCUUGCGCAGUCUAUAGUGGAGAACGACGGGGUCGGCGUUUUGGCGUCGGCGCUAGAGCGGCACCAAUCGGAGGAACGCGUGCACGUGGUGGUGAUGAUAACACUGGCCAACCUGCUGCCCAUCGACAAGGAGAAGCACGGCACCGCCUGCGAGACAGCCGCUUCUCUGAUCGAGCAGUCGAUGAGCAUGUUUCCGGAAAUAGUCGCAGUUCAGGUAGCGGCUUGCGAAGCGAUCGCCAAGUUCAGAAUAGCAGAUCUGCCGGACCCGUCUGUGUUGAUCGACUCUCUGAAGCACGUGCUCCGCCGCCACAAGGACAAGAGCGAACUGAUGAAACCAGCCGCGGCGGCUCUGAGAAUCUUCUGGCAAGAUGGUUACAGAAAAGAAGCAGAUGAAAUCCUCGAGUGUACGCCAGCUUUAAAGAGUGUUUUCUUAUCCACGGAAAUUGACGAGAAAUAACGAAAAGUCAGAAAAAUAACGGAAUGUGACGAGACUGCUGUAUAUUGAAACAUCUUUUUCUGUCAUGAAAUGUUAAAAAAUUAAUUUCGUAGUUUCCACAUGCUUAUUGUGACCGAUAUAAUAAAUCGAAACUUUAAAAUAUGCUAGUCAAAAUGAUUUAAGAGUCAAGUCGGAACCAAAUUAGUUUCAAGAAUUAUGUCGAUAACGUAUAGUAGUCUAUAUACUAUGUCCACCUGUACAUUUUAAUAUUUUGUUUCAUAUGUACAUACAAUCAUACAUAAAAGUAACGGUUUAUACGUGAACCACGCAACAGACUAUUGAAGGUAGGUGUGGUGAAAAAAAAGAGAAGAAACUCGUCUGUUAGAUGUCUGAAUAAGCCUUCUGAACUGGGCUGUCACUGUCACAAUAAUUUGAAAACAACUCGGAUGUCUGAUGGGUGGAUAUCUGCAUUGUCCUCCAGCCACAUCCAGAGCCCCUCGGAGUGUAUUUGUAAGCGGAGGACACUCAGUUCGAUGGUGGGGGGGGGGGGGGGGGGGGGGGGGGGGGAAUGAAAAUACAUGUAUUUCAGGGCCAAAACCUGUUGAUGGGGUUCGAGGGCAUACUCCUUCCACUCACCCCCUAAGAAUAUUUUUAAUUCCAGGUGUUACAAUACGGCAAUUCUGAGCACAGUAACGGAAAAGUGGGCAUGCUACCCCUUCCCCCUCUCUCAAAAACAUUUUGAAUUCUAGACGUUACAAUACGGCGCAUCUGAGCACAGUAACGGAAAAGUGAGCAUGCUACCCAUACCCCCUCUCUCCAGAACAUUUUGAAUUCUGACGUUAAAAUACGGCGUUUUUGAACACAGUAACAGGGAAAAAGCCCCUGUUCCGCAGCCCAUAAUAUUUGUUAAAAUGUCAGGAUACAGCCACAGUGCGCUUCUUGCGAAAAACUUGUCAAUUUUAAAAUGUCCAACGACCCAAGGGUUGUGAAGUACUCUAUCAAAAAUACACAGAGUUUCUGAAAUCUGAUGCCACAUAGCAUUAACUUGAUUAACUCGAAGUUCACAAGUAACAUCAAAACUAUAUGUUUACGACUAGUAGAAACACUAUGAGAAGAAACCCGACACACAUAUCCGAGGGGCGUGGCGGGAGGUCUAUACGGACUCG